Molecule: messenger RNA, 3078 nt
Organism: Guyanagaster necrorhizus
Lineage: Eukaryota; Fungi; Basidiomycota; Agaricomycetes; Agaricales; Physalacriaceae
Product: MCM-domain-containing protein
Exons: 8
Coding region: 18-2963 (981 amino acids)
Biological process (GO): mitotic DNA replication; DNA replication initiation; double-strand break repair via break-induced replication
Cellular component (GO): nucleus; MCM complex
Molecular function (GO): single-stranded DNA binding; single-stranded 3'-5' DNA helicase activity; ATP binding
Source: RefSeq, a predicted model, not a curated record
CAUUUUCUCUGUUUGUCAUGUCUUUCUCAUCUCCUCGACAACACCGUCAAUCCUCUCUGCCGCCUAGCAGCGCGCCUGGACUGCCAUCUGAGGAUGCGAGUGUAUCGAGAUCGCGUACCGGAACGCCUGAUGCUGGCGGGACACCUCGACGGCCAGAUGCCUUGGAUUUGGAUGAUGAUGGUGGUAAUGAAGAACAGGAUGGUAAUACAACAGGAUCUAAGCGAAAGAAACGUAUCAAUGGAGAUGCGCGGCGCGAUGUUCCAUUGGUGCGAGAUGCGGUCGGAGAGAGCGUCGCUGAAAGCUUUGAAACGUUUUUGAAGACCUUCACAGAGGAUGUCGCGCUCGCAGCGACCCCCGCUUCCGAAGGAGAUAUUCCAGACGCACCGGAUGGCGAGUUCGUCUACGUUGAGCAGGUUCAUACCAUGCGCGAGUACGAGCUUACGACACUCUACGUCGACUACGGACAUCUGUUGGCGAGAGAUGAUGUCCUCGCAGACGCGAUUCAAAAGCAGUACUAUCGGUUCCUCCCCUACCUUCGUCGUGCACUUCUUAAUCUCGUCACGGAAUUCGAGCCCGAAUACCUGAAAAUCAAUCCUACAGCUGCGACAACUGAUUCUGCGAAUCUCCAGUCUCGAGAAUUUAACAUCGCUUUCUACCAUUUGCCCCUAGUAUCCGGUAUCAGGGACCUAAAGACAGAGAAAAUCGGGACCCUGAUGAGUAUCAGUGGCACCGUUACUCGGACAAGUGAAGUGCGACCAGAGCUGCUUUUUGGGAGUUUUGUUUGUGAAGUGUGUAAAGGGCAGGUCAAUGACGUAGAGCAACAAUUCAAGUACACGGAGCCUUCCCUUUGCCCAAAUCCUACGUGCGGAAAUCGUACCGCGUGGCAGCUACAGAUCGAUAGCUCAAAAUUCACUGACUGGCAAAAAGUCCGCAUACAAGAAAACCCCUCCGAGAUACCUACCGGAUCGAUGCCACGCUCCCUAGACGUCAUUUUACGUUCUGAACUUGUAGAACGCGCAAAAGCUGGAGACAAAUGCGUAUUCACAGGCACCUUUAUUGUUGUUCCGGACGUCAGUCAAUUAGGCCUACCGGGAGGGAAUAAAGCGCAGCUACAAAGGGAAGCAAAUCGAAACAGCACUAAUUCCGCUACUGGAGGUGUCGGGGGUUCUGGUGUUACGGGAUUAAAGACCUUAGGUGUCAGAGAUCUGCAAUAUAAGACUGCAUUCUUGGCAUGCAUGGUACAUGAUGCUGAUGCACGGGGGGGUACAAAUGUGCGUGGAGAGGAAGAUGCUGGGGAAGACAGUGGACAGGCAUUUGUUCAGACUCUUACGGAGCCGGAGUUUGAUGAACUCAAGGCCAUGAUUGAGUCGGAUCAUAUAUAUGCUCGUCUUGUGGAGAGCAUGGCGCCUACGGUUUACGGACAUGAAAUUGUGAAGAAGGGUCUCUUGCUGCAACUUAUGGGUGGAGUUCAUAAGCAGACAACCGAGGGGAUGCAUCUUCGUGGAGACAUAAACAUUUGCAUUGUUGGCGAUCCUUCGACCUCAAAAUCGCAGUUCCUGAAGUACAUCUGUUCCUUCCUUCCCCGAGCGGUCUACACUUCCGGCAAAGCCUCAUCAGCUGCCGGUCUAACAGCUGCGGUUGUGAAGGACGAAGAAACAGGCGACUUCACUAUCGAAGCAGGUGCCUUGAUGCUCGCUGACAAUGGCAUCUGCGCUAUCGAUGAAUUCGACAAAAUGGAUAUCUCGGAUCAAGUCGCCAUUCACGAAGCCAUGGAACAGCAGACCAUAUCCAUCGCUAAGGCUGGUAUUCAUGCAACGCUCAACGCACGGACAUCUAUCCUCGCUGCCGCUAAUCCCAUUGGUGGACGAUAUGAUCGGAAAAAGACUCUGAGGGCCAAUGUCGCCAUGAGCGCACCCAUCAUGAGUCGUUUCGAUCUCUUCUUUGUCGUUCUCGAUGAGUGUGACGAGAAAACGGACCUAAACAUAGCGAAGCAUAUUGUAAACGUUCACCGCUUCCAAGACGAAGCCAUCAAUCCUGAGUUCAGCACAGAGACAUUGCAGAGGUACAUUCGGUAUGCAAGAACAUUUAAUCCUAAGUUGAGUCGAGAUGCCGCAGACGUACUUGUUGAAAAGUACAGGAUACUCCGACAAGAUGACGCUUCAGGCGCAGGCCGAAAUUCAUACCGUAUCACGGUCCGGCAGCUGGAGAGUAUGAUUCGAUUGAGCGAGGGUAUUGCUCGGGCAAAUUGUACGAACGAGAUCACACCCGCUUUCGUGAGAGAAGCUUAUGGUCUCCUGCGGCAAUCAAUCAUUCACGUCGAGCAAGACGACAUUGAUUUUGAUGAGGAGGAGCUUGAAGGUGAACGUAGACGUGAGGCGCCUGCCCGCCCGGCCCCUCAAGCAUCAGAAGACGUCGAAAUGGCAGGUGUUGAAGAGAGCCAAACCCAGAUGGAUGAGAGCUCUGCUGUUCCUAAUGGGGCUUCCGAAUCCAAAGACGCACCAGCUACCCCGAAAGCUUCAACGUCCCAGUUACCAUCAUCAGACCAUGUCCCUCAUCCGCCUGCACAGCCCAAGAGGAGGAUGGUCAUCACGCACGACAAGUAUAUGAUGCUUCAAGAGCUGAUUGUUCUACAUCUAUCCGAGGUCGAGCGGACAACCGGUCAGGGUCUUGAUCGGGAUGAGCUCAUUGACUGGUAUCUCGAAGUGAAAGUGGACGGCGGGGAGGUGCAGACUGAGGAUGAGCUAGAUUACGAGAAGGAACUUAUCUCAAAGAUGCUUAAGAGGCUAGUCAAGGACAGCUACCUUAUAGAAAUGAGGGGCGAUAUCCAGGACUCCCUACCCUCUAUGGAUGACGAAUCUCAGGAGUCUUCGGGCCUUGCAGAAGGGGAGAAUCUCAAGCUGUACUAUAUGGUUCAUCCAUCUGUAGACAAAGAUUCAUCGACGUCCUUGACAUCUAUGCCUUAAUCUCGUGUUUUUGUUUUGUUGCUUUGAUUGAUUGUUGUAUUCCACUGUACGCUAUGCGUUGUAUGAUCUAUAUUAUCUAUAGUGCUUCCCAAGAUACAGUUCCAACUAUUCCUUC